AUGAGUAGCCGCCGACGCCGGUCGGCUGUAACGAUAGAGUCGGUGACCGAAGCSUACAAUAAUUACAUACAUUUGCGUAAUAAAGGACUGUUGGGAGUCGGUGUCGGCGGCAAUGGCGGUGGUGGUGGCGGUGGCCAAACAACGGACCGCAAGUUUUCCACAUCGUAUACUAGUAUCAGAAACUAUARGCACAAGAAAGCCGUCUAUAAGUUUCUUGAGCGGCCGGCCGGCCGACUCGGUCAGGUCUAUCAUUUUUGUAUACUUGUCCUUAUAGUUGCCUGUCUAUCGUUGACCGUAGUGUCCACUUAUGAUGAGCUGCCUAUAUCAUCAAACGAGACACUGUUGUUGGCCGUCGACAUAACCAUAACUGUUAUCUAUGUCACGGAGUUUACCCUAAGACUAUGGUCAUCCCAGUGUGUGUCCCGUUAUCGUCACUGGACAGGUCGGCUACGAUUYCURAUGAAUCCGUUUCGUUUGAUCGACACUGUCAUCAUUGUCACUACACUGGCGAUGAUUGUCUUGUACUCAGUUGAUACUACUACUUGUCGUAGUAGUAAAUCGUGGUUAAGUAGUAUCCGAUUCUUUCAUUCGCUGAUUACCAUUGGUAUGACAUUCAGACUACAGCGCCGUAUCAAACCCUGGACUGUAUUGGCGUCGGUAAUGUCGGCUCAGAGAAAACAGUUGUAUAUAACAAUUUAUAUACAAUUUCUGGCCCUAUUGUUCACAUCGUUUUUGUUAUAUUACGUGGAAAAGGAGGCCAACCCUAAGUAUAACAAUCUGGGACAGAGCCUAUGGUAUACCAUCAUUAGCUUAACAACAAUAGGCUAUGGCGACAUAUAUCCGGUAACACCGAUUGGUAGAGUAUUGGCCGCCGUUUGCUCGAUAAUAGGUGUAUCCAUAUUUGCCUUACCGGCCGGCAUAUUGGGCACCGGAUUGGCACUGAAGAUAGAGGACGAACAACGGCACCGGCAGCUAAACAAACGGCGAAUACCGGCUGCAAAACUUAUUCAAACACUGUGGAGAUGUCAUAACUAUCAACGAUAUCUGUCAGCUAUUAAUGGCACGAAUGUUGUGGUCGUCAUCAAUGUUGUCGGCAAUGAUGUCGACGAUAAGGACAACAACGCCUACGACAAGGACUACUACACCAAUUGGUGUCGGCUAUCGCCGGAUCUCUACAACAAACAUAAUGGUCAUCACCGACAACAACAACAACAACAGCGACAGUUGAAGACGGCUGCCGAGCGUACGGCCAUUGAAUUCAUUGUACGUGUCCAGUAUCUGGUAGCCCGUCGGCAGUUUGCCAAUGCCCGCAAACCGUACGACGUCAAGGACGUACUGGAACAGUACUCGAGCGGCCAUCAGGAGCUGAUGGUACGGGUAAAGUGUAUCAGUCAGCGAUUGAUGGCCAUCGACAGAUGGAUGAAACCAUCGUCAUCGCCGCCGCCGAUAGUAAAGUCCAACGAUGACUGCCCUGAGUUGUUGUUGUUGUAUCGGGAAAUUGAUAACCGUUUUGACCGAUUGGAUACCAUAUUGAACAAUAUGACACAUACAUUGAAUAAUAUACUGAGAGCACAGUUAGCUAAUAUGUUAACAGAUCCACGUGCCGGCUAUUUACUAUGCAAUAGACCGGAACUAUUUGUGGUACUAAUGUUWGYCUAUUUAGUAUUUGUUACMSUAAUUGGUCCCMAAUUGAUGAYAAAUAGACAACCAUUUCAACUGUUUCGGACACUAGUCAUAUACAAUGGACUACUAGUUAUARUCAAUGGCUACUAUAGCUGGCUAUCGYUGCAAUGGCUUGAAUUUGGUCAGAAAUCAUUGAGUCCAUACAUACCACCCAWGRGUUCAACRAUAGUCUGGACCAACCAUACUGUACGGGUGUUUGACUGGAAAAUGUUAUAUUUCUAUACAAAACUAGUGGAUCUGUUGGAUACAGUAUUUUUUGUAUUACGUAAAAAAUCAUCGCAAAUCACAUUUCUACACGUCUAUCAUCAUUUUGUUGUGUCACUACUAACCUGGGCAUCGGUGGCCUGGUGUCCGCAAACGGUAAUACUUGAACUGUUUUGCCUACUAAACAGUAUAGUCCAUACGGUUAUGUAUUUAUAUUAUUUAUUAUCAACAUUUGGACCGACUAUCCAACGAUAUAUACGUCUAUGUAAACCAUUUAUAACUGGWCURCAAUUACUACAGUUUGCCAUAUUGUUUGUCUAUGAAAUCUAUUGUCUAUUUAUUGACGGUGUAGUCAACUAUCCACCAGUUUAUAAAUGGUUCGGUGCUUUACAGCCGGUUGUCUUUUUGGUAAUGUUUUCACAGUUUUAUAUGAAAACCUAUACUAAAUCUAAAUUAAACUAA
Molecule: messenger RNA, 2349 nt
Organism: Oppia nitens
Lineage: Eukaryota; Metazoa; Arthropoda; Arachnida; Sarcoptiformes; Oppiidae
Product: potassium voltage-gated channel subfamily KQT member 1-like
Exons: 7
Coding region: 1-2349 (782 amino acids)
Biological process (GO): potassium ion transport; transmembrane transport
Cellular component (GO): membrane
Molecular function (GO): fatty acid elongase activity; voltage-gated potassium channel activity
Source: RefSeq, a predicted model, not a curated record